AUGCCUGAAGCACAGAUGUCCAUUUUGCCUGGGUCCAGGGGACAUGGAGAUGGUACAGUGACCAGUGCCUUACUUUGCUGGGCUAUGACUCUUGUGUUUCUUACACUGACAAGUGUGCCUGUUGUCCAAGGUGAUUGUUGGCUUAUUGAGGGGGAAAAGGGAUUUGUUUGGUUGGCAAUCUGUAGCCAGAACCAGCCACCAUACGAAAAUAUCCCACUGCAUAUUAAUAGCACCAUCGUUGACCUGCGACUCAAUGAGAACAAGAUUCGAACCAUUCACUUUACUUCCCUGAGUCGCUUUGGCAAUCUUACUUACCUAAAUCUGACUAAGAAUGACAUCUCUUACAUAGAAGAUGGGGCUUUCUCUGCUCAGUUCAAUCUUCAAGUGUUACAGAUUGGCUUUAACAAGCUAAGGAACUUGACUGAGGGCAUGUUAAGAGGUUUGGGACGCCUACAAUAUCUUUAUCUUCAGGCUAACCUUAUAGAGACUGUAACAGCAAAUGCAUUCUGGGAGUGUCCUGCUAUAGAAAACAUUGACCUAUCUAUGAACAGGAUUCAGCAACUUGAUGGUGCUACAUUUCGUGGUCUGUCAAAGUUGACAACGUGCGAGCUCUAUGCAAACCCAUUCAGUUGCUCAUGUGAGCUACUGGGAUUCCUGCGUUGGCUUGUGGCAUUCCCAAACCGGACAAGUGAGCGAAUGGUGUGCGACACACCUGCUGGCUUUUCAGGCUAUAACCUCUUAAGUCAGAACCCCAGGAUGCCAAGAUUUCUGAAUGCUUUCCAUGCACUCUCCUCUGUCUGCACUGAUGACAACGUAACUCCAUAUUUUCAUGGAUCUUCAGAUGGGAGCACUCCCACGAUGCUGCCAGAUUUGAGCCCCUGUGGAUUGGAUGAUUGCUCUUCAGGGACAUUUCCAGAGGAGUCCAUAAGCAUCACCCCAAUAGUUUUGGAUCCAGAUGCCCGUCCUAUCAUGAAAAUAAAAGAAGUGACCCACACAAGUGCAAUAAUCAUGGUCCAGAUUCCAAAUCCAUUUCGCAAGAUGUACAUCCUUGUCCUUUACAAUAACAGCUUCUUCACGGACAUCCAAAACUUGAAGAGCCAGAGAGAAGAAAUCGAGUUGCAAAACCUCAAAUCACACACUAACUACACAUACUGUGUGGCAUCCAUACGUAACUCCUUGAGGUUCAACCAUACCUGCCUGACAAUUUCCACUUUUCCAAAAACUUUGCAAGAACAUGUGGCAAAUGAAUCAACUGCUACUCACUACAUUAUGACCAUACUUGGUAGUCUAUUUGGAAUGCUCAUUGUGUUGGGCAUGGUGUUCCAUUGUGUGAGAAAGCGCAAACAGCAGGACGAACCAAAAAGCAAGAAGCUUGAAAAGAUGAAAAGAAAUCUGAUCGAGAUGAAAUAUGGCACUGAACUGGAACAAGGGACCAUUUCACAGUUGUCACAGAAACAAAUUCUGUCCACUGGUGAUACGGUACAAAGAAUGCCAUACUUGCCAACUGCCAGUGACAAGGACCAGUAUAAACUGCAAGAGAUCUCUGGCACUCCUAAGACAACAAAAGGGAAUUAUAUGGAAGUAAGAUCAGAGCAACCAGACCGCAGCAUUAGGGAAUGUAAUGUUCCUCCAUCGGAAACCAGCCAAGGAUCUGUUGCAGAGAUAUCCACUAUUGCAAAAGAAGUGGACAAAGUAAAUCAGAUCAUCAACAACUGCAUUGAUGCCCUCAAAUCCGAUUCAACAUCAUUUCAGGCUGCAAAAUCUUGCAUGGUGUCCACAGCAGAGCCACAGUUAGUCCUAAUAUCAGAGCAUCCACCAGGAAAGUCUGAUUUUCUGUCUCCAGUAUACAAAGGAGGGUACCAUCAUCCCUUGCAGAGGCACCACAGUAUGGAUGCUCCACCAAAGCGCCCAAGUACGUCGUCAAGUGGUUCAUUACGCAGUCCUCGCUCUUUCCGCUCCGAAGGAGCCUACAGAACAGAAUCCAAGUAUACUGAGAAGACAUCUCCUUUAGAUGAGUCAGGAAUCAUAACAGUCACUCCAGCUGCUGCAAUCCUUAGGGCGGAGGCAGAACGGAUCCGACAGUAUAGCGAGCACAGGCACUCCUACCCUGGUUCCCACCAUAUAGAGGAGUCAAUAGAGGUAUCAGGGAGCCGGAAGUCAUCCAUUCUGGAGCCACUAACGCGCUCAAGACCACGUGAGCUGUCCUACUCACAUCUCUCACCACAGUACCAUAACCUGAGUGGCUAUUCCAGCCCUGAGUACAGCUGCAGGCCAUCUCUUAACCUGUGGGAACGUUUUAAACUCCACCGUAAACGCCACAGGGAUGAGGAAGAGUACAUUGCUGCAGGUCAUGCAUUGAGGAGGAAAGUACAGUUUGCUAAAGAUGAGGACCUACAUGACAUUCUGGACUACUGGAAGGGAGUCUCUGCUCAGCAGAAAUCGUGAUUGCUGUUUUUAUAGGUCAUCCAAUUAAAGUGACUGUUCAAAGGACAAUUUACCACAGAAGCACAACUCUAAUGGAUUUUAAACUAAUGACUUUUGGGGAAAAAGCUUGUGUUAAUGUUUUCUUCACUCUUUUUUUGUAAAGUUUACAGUUUCA
This is a messenger RNA of Xyrauchen texanus (razorback sucker), 2599 nucleotides long. RefSeq names its product protein ELFN1-like. The record is from RefSeq and is a predicted model, not a curated record. Lineage: Eukaryota; Metazoa; Chordata; Actinopteri; Cypriniformes; Catostomidae. Gene Ontology annotation, molecular function: protein binding. The coding region runs from base 1 to 2445 and encodes 814 amino acids. The transcript is spliced from 2 exons. Gene Ontology annotation, cellular component: plasma membrane.